Messenger RNA from Cynoglossus semilaevis (tongue sole), 1826 nucleotides. It is a transcript of the gene nabp1a, whose product is annotated as nucleic acid binding protein 1a. Gene Ontology annotation, cellular component: SOSS complex. Gene Ontology annotation, molecular function: DNA binding. Gene Ontology annotation, biological process: mitotic G2/M transition checkpoint; response to ionizing radiation; double-strand break repair via homologous recombination. The transcript has 6 exons. Bases 861 to 1520 code for a protein of 219 amino acids. Lineage: Eukaryota; Metazoa; Chordata; Actinopteri; Pleuronectiformes; Cynoglossidae. The record is from RefSeq and is a predicted model, not a curated record.
GUCUUACGUAGAUUUUGGGGCAUUGUGGAAGAAGGGAAACCUGUGCAACAUCUGGCACAUGGGUUUUUUUGGCUGCGUUUUUGAGUUUUACAAUAACUUUGCAAUGGGCAGCUAAACUAUUUAACACAUGACUCGUCGUACGACCAAAUAGCUAGUGAAGUCAUUGUUGUAGACAAAACAGACCACAUACACUUGGCGAGUGUGGGCGACAAAAAGCUAACAAUUGACUUCCCGUGUAGUGAUACAUGCGAUCGGUGGCUUUGGCAGUGAUUAUUUUCAACGAGCUUCUGAAUCCUUGAAGCGGUGAUUAGUGUUUUUUUAAUCGUAUAAUGUGUCAGAGCAUUAGACAAAAGCACUGGGGAUACGUGAACUUCGUGAAACGCUCUUUGUUGUGACAUACCACUCUGGUUAUAGCCAGCAAACUGUCUCAUAUUUAGGGUUUUGGUCCAUUUAGUGCGGUGGGUAACAUUUGUCGUCAAGUGACGGUCACAUAGACGAAGUCGUGGAAGGAAAAUGUCUAGAGGAUCUGAAAGAAAAGGGGAGGUAGCAAACAGCGAGCUUCGCUAGCAUUUAGCCUCCUGUACAGCACGAUUAGUGUCCUGGGGAUAUAAGUUUACUUCAAACACUAAAUUUUCUCCCCCUCCUAGACGUUGUUCAACUGACAGUGGUGGGUAUAAUAUCCGUGGAUAUUAUAUUUUACACAAAUUAAGAUAUAAAACGUACUCGGUUCUUAUUUUGGUAGCGCGCUACUUGAAUAGCUUGGCUAGAGCUAACCUAGCCGCGGAUGACAAAGUGAGGGCAGUCGGCGCUGACUGCUGGAAGUUCGAGUGACGAUUAGUGAUCUUUCUUUCAUUUUCACCAUGGCAACCCCGGUAACUGAGGCAUUUUUGAUAAAAGAUGUUAAACCUGGGUUGAAAAAUUUGAAUAUCGUUUUCAUCGUUUUGGAAAUAGGCCGAGUUACUAAAACGAAAGACGGCCAUGAGGUGCGCUCGUGUAAAGUUGCAGAUAAGAGCGGGAGCAUCGCCAUUUCUGUUUGGGACGAACCCGGCAGUCUCAUCCAACCAGGGGACAUCAUCAAGCUGACCAGAGGGUAUGCGUCGAUGUGGAAAGGCUGUUUAACCCUAUACACUGGAAGAGGAGGAGACAUACAGAAGAUUGGAGAGUUCUGCAUGGUAUACUCUGAAGUCCCCAACUUCAGUGAGCCCAACCAAGAGCUGCUAACACAAGGAAACCAGCAGAACAAAUCGGGUAAACCGGACCAGAAUCAGAGAGGCAACUCGCCACCCAAUCAAAAUUCAGGUACACCUGCACCACCAGGUAAUGGUUCCACCCUUCCUUUUUCCAAUAACAACCCGGCGCCAGGUGGACCCCGGGAUUCUACGUAUGGAAGCGCCGGGCGACCCAACGGUCGGGCCCCCGGUAACGGAGCCCCCCCUGUGUCUGUAACGGGACCACCCACAGCCGCAAAGUCCUCUGUUACCAUUAGCAACGGCCGGGACCCCCGCCGUGCCAAAAGAUGAAAUCAGGUGGUGGGUGGUGAUGGGAUGAGAAAUGAGUUUGUUCUGAUUUGCCUACCUGCCCUAUGAACUUCUGAGCCUUACAGUUGACGGCCGACAGUGGCUUUCACCACAAUAAAUCUGAACUAGGAGCCUCAUUGUUUUCAAGCCAACGUGGUCUAAUGUGGCGUUUGAAUAGGUAGUGUGACCAGUCACAAGCAGCACAUGGUGAUGGUGUCGUACCAGAGGAUGCACCAGUGGGGCUUGUGCAGUCAAAUCAUGACAUCACUGCAGAAUGACAGUCGUGUGUUGAAGUGUUGAACCCACCAA